Messenger RNA from Puccinia triticina, 330 nucleotides. RefSeq lists its product as uncharacterized. Gene Ontology annotation, biological process: translation. Bases 1 to 330 code for a protein of 109 amino acids. The record is from RefSeq and is a predicted model, not a curated record. NCBI's taxonomy places the organism in Eukaryota, Fungi, Basidiomycota, Pucciniomycetes, Pucciniales, Pucciniaceae. Gene Ontology annotation, cellular component: cytosolic small ribosomal subunit; ribosome. The transcript has 4 exons. Gene Ontology annotation, molecular function: structural constituent of ribosome; zinc ion binding.
AUGUCUCACGGUAACGUCUGGAACUCUCGUCCCCGCACCUACGGCAAAGGCUCCCGUUGCUGCAAGGUCUGCAACCACGUUGCCGGUCUGAUCCGUAAAUACGGCCUCAACAUCUGCCGUCAAUGUUUCCGAGAACGGGCUGCCGCCAUCGGUUUCGUCAAGAACUUGCACAGAACUGAGGCCCGAGUGGUACCGCUGCUCCACGGUUCAUCUGCUCGUUGGGCAACUCCAAAGACCCAUCAGCCCCAGACUCUCCUGCAGAGCCGCCUGCAUGGUCCUCCUAGUGAAUUAAGGGCAGAAACAGACCCGACUUCUGCUACUCAGGCCUGA